Messenger RNA from Striga asiatica, 2180 nucleotides. The record is from the annotation of a GenBank genome assembly. Lineage: Eukaryota; Viridiplantae; Streptophyta; Magnoliopsida; Lamiales; Orobanchaceae.
UCCUGGCACUCCCCUUCUCAUAAACCCUAACCAAACCCCACGCUCUUCAAUCCUUCAAUUUCUCCCUUUCUCACCACACCUCUUUCAUUUCUUAGGAAAACGAAAAAUAAUGGGCAGCCUCUUUUUGAUCAGGCGAUCUUCACCAUCAUCUAAUGGACUCGCUCUCACUGUGCUCGGCCAUUUCUUAUGGCGAAAAUCAAGUGUUUCCUCUAAUGUUAUCCUUUCUCCGCAAAUCCAGCCGUAUGCCACUGAAUCCACUCAGCCCAGGCCUUCGCCGGCAUUUGGGCUGACGAGAGGUUUCCAUUCGAGCUUGGCUAUGCGGGCCGGGUUUGCCGUGGCCGAUUAUUCUGAUGCCGAGGAGAAAAAGGCCUUUGCAAGCGGAUCUUCGGAUCAAGGGCUUGAGAUAUCGAAGCUUGGGAUUUCACAGGAGAUUAUAUCGGCGUUGGCGAGUAGGGGAAUCCAGCGGCUCUUCCCAAUACAGAAGGCAGUUUUGGAACCGGCCAUGCAGGGACGCGACAUGAUUGGACGAGCAAGAACUGGAACAGGGAAGACCCUCGCUUUUGGGAUUCCUAUCAUGGAUAAAAUCAUUAAGUUCAAUGACAAAAACGGUCAGGGCAGAGACCCUUUAGCACUUAUUCUUGCUCCUACCAGAGAGCUUGCUAAACAGGUGGACAUAGAAUUUGCCGAGUCUGCCAAGAAGUUAGAUACUCUAUGUGUUUAUGGGGGUGUUCCCAUAGCCCGCCAAAUGAGUACUCUUGACCGUGGUGUUGAUGUGGUUGUCGGGACCCCUGGCCGUGUCAUUGAUUUGAUCAAGCGCGGGGCCCUGAAUUUGUCAAAAGUGCAAUAUGUUGUCCUUGAUGAGGCUGAUCAGAUGCUUAAUGUGGGAUUUGCUGAUGAUGUCGAGACUAUCUUGGGAUAUAUUACACAGAAGCAUCAGACGAUGAUGUUUUCAGCUACAAUGCCAAACUGGAUACAAAAACUUACUCAGAAAUUCUUGAGAAAUCCAGUUACCAUCGAUCUUGUGGGUGAAUCUGAUCAGAAAUUAGCUGAUGGGAUUUCGUUGUAUUCAAUUGCAUCGGAGUCGAGAGAGAAACCAGCAAUACUUGGUCCUCUGAUAACUGAGCAUGGCAAAGGAGGUAAAUGUAUUGUAUUUACUCAAACAAAGCGUGAUGCUGAUCGAUUGGCGUAUACAAUGCAAAAGCACUUUAAAUGUGAACCACUGCAUGGUGAUAUAUCACAGAACCAAAGGGAGAGAACUCUAUCUUCUUUCCGGGAUGGCCGAUUCAAUGUCUUAGUGGCAACUGAUGUGGCCGCCCGAGGUCUUGACGUGCCAAACGUUGAUCUGGUGAUACAUUAUGAACUUCCAAAUUCCUCGGAAAUUUUUGUCCAUCGAUCUGGACGAACAGGUCGUGCUGGGAAGAAAGGUACCGCAAUUCUUAUGUAUUCAACCCACGAACAUCGGGACGUUAAAGGAAUCGAACGUGAUGUAGGAUGCCGAUUCAAUGAGCUCCCGAGGAUAGCUGUUGAACCCGGGUCCUUGGACAUGUAUGGUGGCAUUGGAGGGGGUGGUCGAUUUGGUUCUGGUGGAAGGAUGGGAGGUGGCCGUUUUGGUGAUUCCGGUUUUGGACGUUCGGGUGGUUUUGGGCGCUCGGGUGGAUUUGGUGAUUCUGGAUUUGGACGCUCGGGUGGUUAUGGAGGUUCAGGUGGUGGUAGGUCGGGUGGUUAUGGCGGUCAAUAUGGGGGCCGCAGCUCGGGUGAUGGUGGGUAUGGAGAGCAGGGUUAUAGCCGGUCGGGAGGGUUUGGUUCGGGCCUGGGUGGGCCCGCUAGGAACAGUGGAUUUGGAGGUGGAGGUCGAUCGAGUGGAUUUGGCACUGGUGGUCGCUCGAGUGGUUUUGGGGUUUUUGGUUCUGGUGGAUUUGGUAGUUCACAGUCUGGUCAAAGUUCCCAUUCAACUCGCCGUGCCGGUUUUGGUGAUGACAGUAAGCGUGACAAAAGGAGUUCGGGGACAGAAUUUGAUUUCUGAAGCUAGUGUAGGUGAUUUUUAUUUUACACCUUUCUAUGGAAUUGCUUGCUUUGUAUUAUUAAUAAUGUUGAAGUGCAGUUGUGACAACUUAUUUAUGUUCGUUCUUAACACCACUUGUCUAUUGAUUUUCUGCAAUGUUUCUUCGGCAAUUANAAUC